AUGGGUCCGACGGGUCCGACGGGUCCGACGGGUCCGAUGGGUCCGAUGGGUCCCACGCCGCGGCACCCCGGGUUCGGCGGCGGCGGCCCGCACGCGCACGCGCACGCGCACGCGCCGCCGCCGCCGCACGCGCUGAACCAGAACCGCCCGCCGUCGAGCGUCGGCUUCGGCGGGUUCGACAGCGGAAACGGAGGAGGAGGUCCGACGUAUCGCACCCCGGGAAUGAUGGGACAGGGAAUCGGAUAUGAGGGACCGGGGACGGGAGGAGGCGCGCCGGGGUCGGGAUACGUCACGCCAAACGAUUUCGGUGCGCACCCCGCGCCCCCACCGCCGAGCGGACCGGGGACCGGGAUGGGGGCCGGACCGGAGAUGGGGAUGGGGAUGGGGAUGGGGAUGGGGACGGAGAUGGGGAUGCAGCCGCACCGACCAAACGGCGGCGGCUCCCGAACGAGCGCCGGCGCCGGCCCGUCCUACGACGUCGUGCACAUGACCGCUCGGAACGCGCGUCUGGAGGAAAAACUCUCGAAAGCGCUCGCGAAGAACCGCUCGAUGGCCAAGUACUACGACCAGCUCCUCGCGAAGACGCGCGACGCCGCGGAGAGGGAGCUGGAAGAGGUGAAACGCGAGGCGCAGCGCAUGUCCGUCGAGCUCGGAGCUGCGGGGAGCGUCCACGACCAACUCUCGAGGGAACGCGAGGAGCGGACCGUCGUGCAGCGCGAGCUCGCGGAGAUUCGCGCCAAGUACAACGCCGCGGAGAGUCGCAGGCGGGAGGAGUGCGAGGAGCUCGAGAACAAGCUCGCGGGAGCGAAGGAGAAGCUGAGCGCGAGAGACGCGGAGUGCUCGCACUUGAAGGCGCGUUCUAGUAUCACGCCGGUCCCCAUACGACCCCGUUCGCGUGGUGGACGCCGUUCCUUGAGGACUUUCUCUCCCGGCGUUUCUGUCUGCCCACCACCCCUCGCUUUCAACGAACGACGCUCGACCUCGACGCCUUUCAACUCCACCCCUGACGCCUUUCAACUCCACCCCGACGUCGCCUCGCGCGGAACCUCGACCCCGAAGGCGCAACUGGAAGGCGCGCGGUCCGCGGCGGCGGCGGGGGGCGCAGGGACCGCGGCGGCGAUGCAGCACGCGCACGCGUACGACCCGAACCACGCGGCGACGGCGUCGCAAAUGCAGCGACUGCUCGACCAGGCGAGGGAGGAGCGAAACAACGAGCGAGCGGCGGCGGUGCAGAGAGACGCGGAGAUGGCGCGGCAGCUGAACGACAUCAAAGAGCAGGCGUUGGAACGCAUCCGCGAGAGCACGAACGCGGCGAAGGAAGUCGCGGCGCUGAAAGAGCGGCUCCACGCCGCGCAGCACGAGCGGGACAUGUUGCGGGAUAAGAACGAAGAGCUGUUCGGGGACGAGAACGAGCGCAGGGAGCUGCGACGGCGGUUGGUCGCCGCGGAGAAGACGGCGGCGGCGGCGCGAGAAAAGGCGGACCGGUGCGACGUCACCGACGCGAAACUUCGAGCCGCGGAGGCGGAGAAAGGGACGCUCGCGGCCGAGCGCGCGGACGCGCACAAGCGCCUCCAGGAGAUGACCGAGCGGUUGCUUCAAGUCACCACGGAGAAGGACGUUCUCGUGCGGCACAGCGCGCAUCAAGUGCACGUCGAAGCGGAGCUCGCCAACGCGCGACGCGAGUUGGAACGUCUCCAACGCGGCCACCUCGCGACCAAGACGAGCAAAAGAGAAGAGACCGCGGAGUGGCGCGAAGCCGCGGACGGGUUAGGACGCGUGCUGCGGCACCACAUCUACGGCCACACGCGAUGGGAACGCGCGAUGGCGGACGAGGUGCACACCGCCGCGGAGGCGCACGCGAUGACGCAACGCGGCACGGUGCGACUCGUCGCGGAGGCGGAGGCGGAAGCCGCCGCGCUCGCGGGCGAAGCCAUCGAGGUCGUCCGAACGACGCGACGGCUCCUGGACGAGUACGGCGUCGAGUGCGGGCAGAUCAUCGCGGAGAUCGCCGCCGAGCACGAACGGCGCGCGGACGACCGCGUGAAGGUUGCGCUGGAGUUGUUACGCGAAGCGGAGGAAAAAUUGGAGGCGGCGGAUAAACGCGCGGAUCGCCACGCCGCGGAAGCUCGACGCGCGAGAUCUGCGGCGGAACGCGCGGGGUUGAUGCCGAACGCGCUGACGGAGUUGCGACGACGCGCGGACGCCGCGAGCGCGUCGUCGCCGUACGCGUAUCCGAAGACGACGACCCCGGAGCGCGGCGCGUCCGACGACGACGACGACGACGACGACGACGACGACGAAGAGAAGAAAAUGAAACCGUGGGGCCCCGCGGACGAAGCGCUCACGAAAAAGCUCCGCGUCGCGCAGUUCCAGCUCCUCGGCGCGGCGAUGAUGCGCAAGGCGACGAUGGAAGAGCGCGCGGAAGGCAACGAGCUCUUACAUCAGCAGCUUCUCCUCGCGCGACGCGAGGCUGCGGUCGCCGUCGCUGUCGCGGAGGGACACGAACGCGCGCUCGUCGCGAAGGGCUCGGACGUUCGGUGGGGUCUCCUCGCCGCGGCGGCGCUUCGCAGGGCGGACAAAGAGCGCAGAGGGAACAUGGAAGCCGUCGAGUACGCGCUCAACCAGAAGACGCUGCAGCUGCAGAUGGCGACGACGGAGAGGGAGCAGUUCCGCGAGGCGCUGGCGUCGCGCGACGCCGAGUUGCACCACGUCCGCGGCGUGCUCUCCGGGUUGAAAUCCGAACACGACGCGGCGCUGCGACGGUUACAAAACGAGCGCGGUCUGCGGAACGAGCUCAGCGACAUGGUCAAGCACGAGGGCGGGCGCGUCGACGCGGAAGUGUCCAUCGCGGAGGUGCAAGAGACGCUGAGCGAGCUCGCGGAGGCGACGUCCGUCGCCGCCGCCGUCGCGCGCGCCGCCGGCUUCGGCCUCGGAUCGGACGACGACGAAACCCUGCGCCGCGAUGAUACCCCCGAGGACGCGUCCGCGGCGAAAUCGCUCGCGGACGACCUUCAAGCGACGCGCGACGCGCUCCUGCUCAUGCGCGCGGAGGACGAGGACGCGGAGAGGGAUGAGCGCGCGGCGCGCGCGUCCAUGGGGGCGCUCGCGUUGAAGCCGUCGAGCGAAUUCGAGACGACGAUUCGAAACGUUCGACGACACGCGCUCGAGGUCAAAUCCGAGUGCCUCGCCGCGCUCGUGGACGGGCUCGAGCACCGCCGCGAGAUCGAAAAGCUGCGGUCAAUACUUCUCGACAGAGACGGGCAGCUCUCGCGCGUGAGAGGCGGCGUCGUCGCGACGAAGCUGCGCGGGGUGCUGGAGCAAGCGAAGACGCGCGCGGGCGCCGUCGAGGAGAAGAAGUCGUUGGCGGUGGGUCGCUGGGGCGCGGGGUUCGCGAAGAGCAAGGAAGACGCCGCGCGCGAGGCGCUCGAGCGCGAGAACUCGAGAUUGGUGGAGCGCGAAAACUCGCCGGCGUCGCCCAAGACGACGUCGAGGAGGCCCAGUCGCGGCGGCGACCGACCGGCGUCCGCGCGUUCGACCGGCGCCGGCGACGAAAACGGAAACGGUGGCGGCGGCGGCGGCAAGAGGAUGAGCCCGCCCGGAGGCGCGAGCUCGUACAGCCAGAUGAUGCGCGAACGCAGACGACGAAACAAGGAAGCCGCGGCCGCGGAGGCGAUUCGAGCGGACGCCGGCGGCGGUUGGGACGAUGGCCCCGCGACGGCGAUGACGAGCAAGCCGAAGCUCGCGCGGACGCCGCUCAAGUCGCGGACGCCGGGCAACCCGACGCGCGGCGGCGGCGGCGGCGGCGGGAGCGUUCGGUCGUCCACGAAGUCGCUGCGGAAGAAGUCGACGACCGCGCUGACGCGCGCGACGCAGCUGUGGUGA
Messenger RNA from Micromonas pusilla CCMP1545, 3882 nucleotides. RefSeq lists its product as uncharacterized. Bases 1 to 3882 code for a protein of 1293 amino acids. The transcript has a single exon. NCBI's taxonomy places the organism in Eukaryota, Viridiplantae, Chlorophyta, Mamiellophyceae, Mamiellales, Mamiellaceae. The record is from RefSeq and is a predicted model, not a curated record.